UAUGGCGUAUGCACAUUUUCUUUCGAAGUCGCAGAUCCUGAGGAAUACAAACAAAGCGACAAUGGCCCGCUAUCGUCCGUUUUGUUCUGCUGCUGCGGUCCUAACUUCCGCCCAGGUCUUCGUCCUGUUGCUGCUGGGAGCAUCACACUGGUUCGAGGAUUCGCGAUCGUCGUUAGUUGCCGCCGGCCCGCCGAUUUGCGAUGCUUCCACGCCUUUGUACCACAAGUGCUGGGAGCAGCAGUGUCCGCAGAUGCUGCAAGUGCUCGACCAGUUCUGCGGGCACGGGUUCGACCACUUAUUCCGUCUUUACGCGACCAACAGUUGCUUCAAUGCGGAUUUCAGCGAGAAGCUGUGUUGCGGCUACGAACUAGACUUGGCGGUGCGAGGAAAAAACGGGGAAAAACUGCCAAUCACCACCGCCGUGGUGAACCCCAGCUGCUUCGUUGGCAACGAUGUCUUUAUAGACACGGAAAAGUGGGAGGUCGCCGUGGUUGUUGUACCUGUAGAGUUAAUGAUGCAAAUAUGCGCAUCAAGAUCAACAUGCAUGUAGGUACUAAGAGAUGUUACAACCACGACAACCGAAUGAGAAAUCUGUAGGAACAUCACACUGCGCAACCAGCUUUACUUAUUAAGCCCCUCUCUGGUGCGAAGAUGAGAUUUGAACUGUUCACCAAGCGGCCUAUCACUUUUUCUUCUAUUCAUAUCCCGCCGCGCUUUCCCCGGAGGUCUGUUGCGAACCCAAGACCGCCGCACCCCGAUUACUGGACCCCGAUCUCCCUAUGAACAUACCCGGGGCCGCCGACUGCAGAGACGCGCAAAACGUACCCAUACGGGUGACCAUGACCCGUUUCCUACAGGAGCGGUGCACCGACAGCGAGGCAGCGUAUAACGUCGUGCAGUUCCUGGAUGAAAUGAAGAGAAAAACUGAUGAGAACAAUAAAAUUGGUACGAAAAUGGACCCGAAUAGUAGAGCAAGCUCGACAUCAGCGGCUGCAUCUUUGGCACAACCGGGAACUCUCUACUCCGCCGACGGCGCCAUUCUCCAAACGGAGGCCGACUUUUCCCUUGGCGCAAGCGUUGACCUGUUUCGGAAUGCUGGGGAGCAUCGGGCGAUAACCUGGGUCGAGGGUGUCCAGCACCGGCAUCCGCUAUUCGGGCUGCAGUUGCAGAGAUUGAAGAUUGCUAUCGAGGACGGAGGUAGGAUGUUGAAGCAGCGAGAAAUUAUGUUGUCAGAUGAGGCCAGCGAAAAAGGAGAUUCUGAAGAGGACAGCGAAGUAGAGGACCACGAUGACAUAACCGAGCUUGCUGACCCGACGGACCUUUUACUCGCGGACAAGGGCAAGGUCGGCGCGUAUUUACAGGUUGCGAUCAAGACGUUCCGAAGUAACGACACGAGUACCUGGCUCUCGCUCGUGGACAUGGCGGAAAAGGAGUACCGGAGAUUGGAAACGAACAGGAAGAUAACAACGACAGAAGUCGCAGACGGUGAAGAUCAUGAAGCGCCACAAGGACGACCACAUCUGGCUGCGCCUAAAAUUAUACAGGAGCAAAAACAGGAACUGCGGAUCUUCCGCGCUCUGGAUCACCUAUGGUCCCUGUACGACGCGCCCUUCCGGUGGCGCGACGUAGACUACAAGCGGAGUGAGACGUGGUCCAUGCUAUUUCGCGCCGCGGAAAAACUGGAGGAAAUUGUGGAAGAGAAAACGAAAGAUUCCGAAGAAGGCUCGUUUCAUCUUGCAAAAAUCUUCACGACCAUUACGUCGGAUAAACACGAUAGUGUGCUUGCAGGAGCUGCAGGAACAGGCAGUCUCGAUGAAGUGCAUGAUCAAGACGCUAGUAGUACAACAACUACAGGAGUUCUUGCGGUUGCAGGCGCACAACCUGGUACUUCAUCCGACCAACUGAUCGACACGCGCACUCGCGAAGCCGUGCCUGCGUACGCAGUGCCGUUUCUGCAAUUUCGAGACGACUUCGUCCUCUACAAGGAUGCGGCUCGGUGCGGGCAUCUGCGCGGCAUCAUGGAGGAGUUGAAGAGAAACGAAGUACCCCCGCCGGUUAUUUCAAGCGACUUGUUUCUCGAUAAAAGCACGGGGAAGCUUGUCAAAGAUAAAGAAGAAACAGGGGAAGUGACAUCUUCUAGUGCAUCAUCAAGUAGGAAAACAGGAACAAAGACCCGUCUCGAAACGGGCUUCGUCGUCCUCGACGUGGGUGCAGGCACCGCCCCGUGCGAACCGGACUGGCGGAAUACGGCACCGGGGAAGGUUUUUUACCUCAAGCAGGAUUUUGGCAUGUACGAUACCAGUCUGGACGCGGACGAGCGCGGCAAGCAAAUCCACAAAAAAGCUUGCGGGGGCCCCGGUUGUGGGGGCCCACGCGGGGGCAGCUUGCGGGGGCCCGGGCGUCCCCCAUCAGAAACUCGCGUUUUCAGGUCUUGCAAAGGGUCCGGGUGGACUUGGGGCCCGACGCCCGCCCGAGGUUGCACAACCUGCAUAGGGAUCUUGGGUCGGCCCUCUGCGGGCUUUAUAUGGUUUCAAGGUCUGUGAUUGGGCCGCGGCAAGUACGGCGCGAGGGGCAUUGCAAGUCCGAAGCCCGAAAUCACAAAGCCAGCACACAACCCUUGGCCCCUUGGGUGAGGCCGAGCCCCGCGGGAGCCGGGCCAUGGCGAUCGCGUUGCCGCGGUAGCCAAGACAUCUCCCCAACCCGCUCCCGGCUUGAAAUGCUCGCAAAAGAUGAGAAGAGCAGGGAGAGAACGGCGAACAGAGGAGGAAGCGGCACAGGGUUGAGAAGCGCUGCCGACGCUGCAGGCGGGGGGGCUUUCGUUGGGGUUUCUGGACCGCGACGGAGAAGGCCCCAAAGCCAUGCGCGCCAACCCCUCGGGGGCGGGGCCGGGCAGCGCGUCGUGGGUUUUGAAGUGGCCGCUUUGUGUGGCGGCAGAACAGAGCCCGCCAAUGUGCUACCCGGGCGGGGGCCGCUAUGGCUUCAGUCUUUUGUUGGGAAGACUGGGCACCAGGAAAAACGCCGGCGGCGGUGCCCUCUGCAGACCCUAGCCACUAGCGGCGGUGGGAAGGAGUCUCGGCGCCGACAUUGUUGCAGCCCGCCCAUUUGCGGCUGAGGUCCUCCAGCAAGGGAACGGCCGCAGCUUACGCGCACCUCAUUGGGCCGCUGCGGCCUGCGGACUGGCCCACCCGGUGCAAAGCGCUUCCCUGCGCCACCGCCCCAUGUCCCUCAUUUGCAUGGCAAUUGCAAAGCGGCGGCCCCUUAUUGUUGCGCAGGGAGUGAACCCGGCACGUAAUCUCUGCCAGGCCAAGCAGGUCGGCUGCCGCACUAGUCUUCGAGGCAGGCAAAUCACGGCGCCCCCCAAUCACCCGCCCGCGCAUCAUUCUAACGCACGACAUUGACCGGCCGGGCCGUCCUUCCCCCGAAUUGAUGCCGCUCCGUCGCGCCUCUUCUCGCUAGCUAGUUGCCCUGCAUAUUUUUGUGGCUUUCUUCCUGCGUCGCUUUUCAAUAUGGUAAGCGCAAGUACCUCAAGACCCAUCGACGAAAAUUUUAUUGUUUUCAAAAAUAUCACUUUGCUCCCGCCAUAAAAGGUUUUUUACCUCAAGCAGGAUUUUGGCAUGUACGAUACCAGUCUGGACGCGGACGAGCGCGGCAAGCAAAUCCACAAAAAAGCUUGCGGGGGCCCCGGUUGUGGGGGCCCACGCGGGGGCAGCUUGCGGGGGCCCGGGCGUCCCCCAUCAGAAACUCGCGUUUUCAGGUCUUGCAAAGGGUCCGGGUGGACUUGGGGCCCGACGCCCGCCCGAGGUUGCACAACCUGCAUAGGGAUCUUGGGUCGGCCCUCUGCGGGCUUUAUAUGGUUUCAAGGUCUGUGAUUGGGCCGCGGCAAGUACGGCGCGAGGGGCAUUGCAAGUCCGAAGCCCGAAAUCACAAAGCCAGCACACAACCCUUGGCCCCUUGGGUGAGGCCGAGCCCCGCGGGAGCCGGGCCAUGGCGAUCGCGUUGCCGCGGUAGCCAAGACAUCUCCCCAACCCGCUCCCGGCUUGAAAUGCUCGCAAAAGAUGAGAAGAGCAGGGAGAGAACGGCGAACAGAGGAGGAAGCGGCACAGGGUUGAGAAGCGCUGCCGACGCUGCAGGCGGGGGGGCUUUCGUUGGGGUUUCUGGACCGCGACGGAGAAGGCCCCAAAGCCAUGCGCGCCAACCCCUCGGGGGCGGGGCCGGGCAGCGCGUCGUGGGUUUUGAAGUGGCCGCUUUGUGUGGCGGCAGAACAGAGCCCGCCAAUGUGCUACCCGGGCGGGGGCCGCUAUGGCUUCAGUCUUUUGUUGGGAAGACUGGGCACCAGGAAAAACGCCGGCGGCGGUGCCCUCUGCAGACCCUAGCCACUAGCGGCGGUGGGAAGGAGUCUCGGCGCCGACAUUGUUGCAGCCCGCCCAUUUGCGGCUGAGGUCCUCCAGCAAGGGAACGGCCGCAGCUUACGCGCACCUCAUUGGGCCGCUGCGGCCUGCGGACUGGCCCACCCGGUGCAAAGCGCUUCCCUGCGCCACCGCCCCAUGUCCCUCAUUUGCAUGGCAAUUGCAAAGCGGCGGCCCCUUAUUGUUGCGCAGGGAGUGAACCCGGCACGCAAUCUCUGCCAGGCCAAGCAGGUCGGCUGCCGCACUAGUCUUCGCGGCAGGCAAAUCAUGGCGCCCCCCAAUCACCCGCCCGCGCAUCAUUCUAAAGCACGACAUUGACCGGCCGGGCCGUCCUUCCCCCGAAUUGAUGCCGCUCAGUCGCGCCUCUUCUCGCUAGCUAGUUGCCCUGCAUACUUUUGCGGCUUUCUUCCUGCGUUGCUUUUCAAUAUGGUAAGCGCAAGUACCUCAAGACCCAUCGACGAAAAUUUUAUUGUUUUCAAAAAUAUCACUUUGCUCCCGCCAUAAAAGGUUUUUUACCUCAAGCAGGAUUUUGGCAUGUACGAUACCAGUCUGGACGCGGACGAGCGCGGGAUCACAAUUCUACUUUUUGACGCGGGUUCCAGCGCAAAAACCAAAGCACUUUUCCGGUUGUAUCUAGGGGGCCAAAAAUUCCUGCAUGCGUGUCCUCCACGCGGGCGGCCCCUGGGUGCGUCGCUGUGGUUGUCAAUCCGCGUGAGGGGUGAAAAGGGAUUGGGCGUAGCAACUCACGCCAUUGCACCUUGAGCCAAAGUGCCGACAUCGCAAGCUUUGACACAUUGAUCUUGUAGUCCACAAGUCUCAAUUAAGUGUGUGCAGAUCUGGCGCGACAGGUUUUCGGCAUUCAGUGCACUGAUGUCAACCUGAAGCGUCGCUUAUUGAGACUUGUGGAUUAUGAAAUCGAUGUCAAGCGUGUUGCAGUGGGAGGCUUUUGGCUCAAGGUAUUGUGUUGUGACUUGUUAUGCCCAGUCCCAUUUCACCCUUCGCGCGGCAUGGCGGGUGCGAAAUUCGCAUUGUAGCCCUUUAGUUUUCCGUCGGGAGUAGGGCUCUGCAGCAUGGCCUGGUGCGCGAUAUUAAUCCGCGCCCCAUACCAUGGUGGCAUAUUUUAUUCUGGGUGGUACGCUGCAGAUCUGUUCUGUAGUUGAUGUCUUUGGAGGCUCGCCGACCCUGAUCGCCGGAGCCCACCCGGCGAUGUGAAGCGCCAUGAUUUGGAUCCGACGAACAAGGGUGGGUUAGGUUGUCUGUUUUCCAAAAAGUUCUAACCCCCGCUAGUGGGUGGGCACUAGCGGGGGUUAGGGUCAGACGAAUGUAACCCACCUUUGUUCAUCCUAGAACAAAUGAACAAGGGUGGGUUACAUUCGUCCGAAGCUAACCCCCGCUAGUGCCCACCCACUAGCGGGGGUUAGACCUUUUUGAAAAAAAGCAGAUGUAACCCACCCUUGUUCGUCCAUGUCAAAGGAAGCAGAAAGUAAGCAGCCUGCUGAAGUCAGCAGCCGGGAUGCCAGCCCCGGCGGAUAUGAUCGGGAACGACCAUGCUUCUGAAGUGCAAAUAUUUUUGUAGAACUUUAUUCGCCACGGAGUGGUCGUCUCUUAGCAGGUAUCUUUCUCUUUGCUUUUGGUAUUAAGAUGUGGGCCCAGCAGGACUUCUAGCAACAAAGAGAGAGAGGUGGCUGGUUGGGUGGUCGGUUGGUCGAGUGUUGCCCUUCGCUCGCAAUGGAGUAGUGCAAACAAAAGGACAGGGCAGCUGUUGCAGAAGCUGACCCAGAGCCAGCAGUCGACCCCGGCACUUCAAGGCGCCGCGGGCUCUGCAGCGCUGGGAGGCCCUGUGGCGGAUGAGUAGAGGCAUGCCCGAAGAGGUGGAUUGCCGGGCACCUAUUCUCUUUCAGAUUGAUUCAUUCAGCGCGCCCGGAAUAUCUUUUUCGAUGCCCUUCCGCGCGCCAUUUUUUUUGAGGCAGGCAGGCGCUGCGUGCGUGAGCGUGCUUUGUAGACUGCCCGGCGUUGUGUUAUGCAUGUGCCUACUAGACGCUAUCGUAGAAGGAGGCACUUUGGCACUUAAAGCGCCCUCUUCUAUGAAUGUGGCGGCUCGGGGGGCACUAAAACAGGCGCAGCCGCAAAAACAGGCCCAGAAACAGCUACAGAAACAGGCGGAAAAUCAGGCACGCAAAAAGGUGCAAAAACAGGCACAAACGCAAGCGAUGCGGGCUAGGCGCACCAAGCCCAAAAAGAAGACAAUUGUGACCCCGUGCUUAAAUUCCGGUAGUCGAAGUACGAUACCAGUCUGGACGCGGACGAGCGCGGCAAGCAAAUCCACAAAAAAGCGCACCAACAGGGACUCUCCCCCUUCGCCUACGCGAGCUCCAUUCACAACAAACAGGGUUACUCAGAAUUGGAUGUGACAAGUGACAUAACUGCGAUCCCUUUACCAAGCAACAGCAUUGACGUAAUCGUGUGCGACCAGGUUUUGGAGCACUUGCCCAAGCCCAUCGCUGCGAUACAGGAAAUCCACCGGCUUUUGAAGCCGGGGGGAAAGUUUUUCCUCUCGCACCCCUACGGGAGCUUCCUCCACAACCUGCCUUAUCACUACAACGGCGGAUUUACACACUCGUGGUUCGAGACACACUUCUUGCAGAAGGAUGUUGGUCGUGCGGGCGAUGAUACAAGGCAAGAAGACGCGGUCCUCGACGGGAGCGAGACUUCAAGUGGCGACACCACCCGUUCCUCCGCGAACAAGUUUUCGCACCUGUGGUGGAACUACCGUUACGAGAAGCAGGGCCAAGCACUGCAACGAGUGUUAAACGACGUGGACUGCCUGCAGGUCCACCUGGAUAACUUUGCGGACAAGAGGAUCUACCGCGAACUUCUGUUACGGAUCGUACCGCAGUUUUUAGAUUCCCUGCCGGCUCUGUGUCCGGGCGGGUCGGAAAGGAAACCGCAAGCGGUGCAUGUCGUUGCUGUAAAGUGAGCACGAAUUUAUAUGAUGGUAGGUAGAAGUGCCAAUGCAACUGCAAGAGCAAGUAGAAACAGUUGGAAUACUUGAAAG
This is a messenger RNA of Amoebophrya sp. A120, 7461 nucleotides long. The record is from the annotation of a GenBank genome assembly. NCBI's taxonomy places the organism in Eukaryota, Dinophyceae, Syndiniales, Amoebophryaceae.